AUGGUUACUUCGAAAUUAUGCGAUGUCUCGAAAGUUCGGCCCUAUCUUUACUUAAGUGGUUUUGGUUGUAUUACGGAAAAGAAACUACGAGAUCUUGGAAUAACACACAUAAUUGAUGCUACCAAUCUUCCCCAUAAUCCGCACUAUGAAGGAAUCGAGUUUCUGCACAUCAUGGUGGAUGACUCAUUGAUUGCUAACCUUACUCCACAUUUUGGAAAUGCUGCACAGUUUAUUCAGAAUGCACAAAAAAAGGGUGGAAAAGCAUUAAUUUAUUGUGCAGCUGGAAUCAGUCGCUCUUCGUCGCUGUGUAUAAUGUCAUUGGUACUCAACGAAGGAUUAAGUUUGAGGGAAGCAUAUUACGACGUGCUGGAUAAAAGGCCAUUUAUAUCACCAAAUACGGCAUUUUGGCGACAGAUGAUCGAAUAUGAAUGUAAGGAGCGGGGUCGAAGUACAGUAGAGCUACUGAGAGGAAUGACACGACCCAUCCCCGAUGUAUAUAUCAGCAAAGUAAAACCUAAUACCGUAGCUACUGUGAAUGAUUGA
Brugia pahangi is the source of this 543-nucleotide messenger RNA. The record is from the annotation of a GenBank genome assembly. Lineage: Eukaryota; Metazoa; Nematoda; Chromadorea; Rhabditida; Onchocercidae.